AUGCGCUCUUCUUUGCAGGCCUCUUCACACGCUGGCCACUCUUACCCCCAAUCUACCAUGGCAACCUGUUCCAGGACAGCCUCUCAAGCCCAAUCCCCUUUCAAUCAGGGAUACAUGGAAUCCCAGAUUCUGCCAACCACCUCUGUCAAACUUGGCAAGGUAUCCCUAGAGCAUGUCACACACCUCCUCCUUGGCCUCCUUGGCCAUGUCAAACGGCUUGAAAGGGAAAUUGCUGAAAUCAAGGAAGCAGGGGUUGAAACCUGUACCAAUGUUGAAAACAUUUCCCAAACAGUCAAUGUUGUCAAGGAUGGGCUUAGAAGCCUCCAACUCCAUGGGUGUCAUAACCUCCUAAACAUAUACCAUUAG
Molecule: messenger RNA, 366 nt
Organism: Rhizoctonia solani
Lineage: Eukaryota; Fungi; Basidiomycota; Agaricomycetes; Cantharellales; Ceratobasidiaceae
Exons: 1
Coding region: 1-366 (121 amino acids)
Source: RefSeq, a predicted model, not a curated record